AUGAAGCGUUUGCUGUUAUUUGCCCUAUGCAGCCUUUAUCUAUCAAGUUGUGAAUCAAAGUUCGUACCGUAUGAUUAUUCCGCAACCAUAGAGUGUUUACCGCAACCUUUAAAACCACAGUACAAUGGAGGAAUCAUUGUGAACCCUGACCUAAGAGAUGGUCCACAAGCCUGGACACCAUUCGGAAAUGCGAAAGUCGAUUUCAGAGAAAUUGGAAACGAUAAGUUUGUUGUUGCACGAGAUAGGAAGCAAGCUUUUGACAGUGUUUCACAGAAGGUUUAUUUACAAAAAGGACUUCUCUACACUUUCUCUGCUUGGUUACAAGUAAACAAAGGGAAGGCUCCUGUGAAAGCCGUUUUCAAGAAGAACGGUGAAUAUAAGCAUGCCGGUUCGGUUGUUGCUGAAUCCAAAUGCUGGUCCAUGCUCAAAGGUGGUCUCACUGUUGAUGAAUCUGGUCCUGCCGAGCUCUACUUCGAGAGCGACGACACAACGGUUGAGAUUUGGGUUGAUAGUGUCUCGCUGCAACCAUUCACACAAGAAGAGUGGAACUUGCACCAUGAACUAAGCAUUCAAAAGGAGAGAAAGAGAACCGUGAGAAUCAGAGCCGUGAAUAGCAAAGGUGAACCGAUCCCGAAAGCAACCGUUUCCAUAGAACAGAGGAAACUAGGUUUCCCAUUCGGAUGCGAGGUAGAAAAGAACAUACUUGGGAACCAAGCAUACCAAAACUGGUUCACUCAAAGGUUCACUGUGACAACUUUCGCGAACGAGAUGAAAUGGUACAGCACGGAAAACAUUAGAGGCAAAGAAGAUUACUCNACCGCAGACGNAAUGCUGAAAUUCUUCAAGCAGCAUGGUGUCGCGGUACGUGGUCACAAUAUUGUAUGGAACGACCCUAAGUAUCAACUUCAAUGGUUGAAUGCUCNCUCUGGCCGCGAGUUCUACANUGCNGUGAAGNGAAGGGUUUACUCGGUGGCUUCGCGAUACAGAGGCCAGCUUGCNGGUUGGGAUGUUGUGAAUGAGAAUCUUCAUUUUNACUACUUUGAGACAAAGAUGGGUCCUAANGCNUCUUAUAACAUUUAUAAGAUGGCUCAAGCGUACGAUCCAACGACAACUAAGUUUAUAAAUGAGUACAAUACGUUAGAGGAACCGAGGGAUCCGGAUUCGAGUCCAAAAAGGUAUUUGCAGAAGCUUAGAGAGCUUAGAUCUAUUCGAGUCGCGGGAAACAUAUCGUUAGGGAUUGGUCUUGAAUCUCAUUUCAAGACUCCUAGCCUUCCGUAUAUGAGAUCAGCUCUUGACACUCUUGCUGCUACCGGUUUGCCUAUUUGGCUUACUGAGGUCGAUGUCGAAGCUCCUCAAAACGUCCAGGCCAAGUAUUACGAACAGGUCUUAAGGGAAGGCCACGCGCAUNCNCAAGUGAAAGGAAUCGUGACAUGGGCAGGUUAUUCUCCAUCAGGUUGCUACCGAAUGUGCCUGACCGAUGGAAACUUCAAGAACCUACCGACCGGAGACGUAGUGGACAAACUUUUGCAUGAAUGGGGAGGGUUUCGUAGACAAACCACAGGUGUCACUGAUGCUAAUGGAUACUUUGAAGCUUCACUCUUCCAUGGUGAUUAUGAUCUCAAGAUUGAUCAUUCCAAUUCAAAAGCUUCUCACAGCUUUAAGCUGACUUCUGAUGGCUCCUCCAACACUCAACCAUCAUCUUUUGUCUUUCAUCCGUGUCUGAAGAAACCCCCAAGGGCUAAUCAGGAGCAUCAUUGGGUUGGGUUCUUAAGGUCUAAGCAUUGA
This is a messenger RNA of Arabis nemorensis, 1785 nucleotides long. The record is from the annotation of a GenBank genome assembly. Lineage: Eukaryota; Viridiplantae; Streptophyta; Magnoliopsida; Brassicales; Brassicaceae.